Molecule: messenger RNA, 1481 nt
Organism: Synchiropus splendidus (mandarinfish)
Lineage: Eukaryota; Metazoa; Chordata; Actinopteri; Syngnathiformes; Callionymidae
Gene: elac1
Product: elaC ribonuclease Z 1
Exons: 5
Coding region: 71-1201 (376 amino acids)
Cellular component (GO): nucleus
Molecular function (GO): 3'-tRNA processing endoribonuclease activity
Source: RefSeq, a predicted model, not a curated record
GGUCAACAAGCCAUGCUGUUUCUGUGAGCUGUUGCGGAAACAGUCCGCUGCAGUUUCACUUCGGGUCAAGAUGACCAUGGACCUGACUUUCCUCGGUACCGGUUCGGCCUACCCGUCUCCACACCGCGGAGCGUCGGCGCUUGUGCUCCGCUCCGAGGGCGACUGCUGGCUGUUUGACUGCGGGGAAGGCACGCAGACUCAGCUGAUGAAGAGCUCGCUCCGAGCCGGUCGAAUCAGCAAAGUCUUCAUCUCUCAUCUCCAUGGCGACCACCUCUUCGGACUCCCUGGUCUCUUGUGCACCAUCAGUCUCAACUGCGGUUCGGACCAGGUGCAGAACCUGAGCUGUGUGGACAUAUUUGGCCCGCGGGGCCUGCGGCACUAUCUCAGGGUGACUCUGGGUCUCACAGGGUCACAGCUGCUGUUCCCUUAUGCAGUUCAUGAGCUGGAGCCCACCUGUGACCAAAGUCCAGAGGAGGGACAGCUCAGCCUGGAGAUGACGGCAGCGUCCGGUCCUCUCCACCCGCAGGAGCGUCCAGGAAGGACCAUCUCUCUGGACGUGUCCAGCGACUGCUACCACCUGUGUGAGGACGGGAGGUUCGUGGUCCGAGCCUUCAGGUUGUUCCACCGCGUCCCGUCUUUUGGCUUCUGCGUCCAGGAGCACGAUCGACCCGGGAGGCUGAAGACUGAGCUUCUGAAGGAACUGGGUCUGAGUCCUGGUCCUCUGUACGGGCGCCUGAAGGCGGGCCACUCGGUGACGCUGGACAGCGGGCGUAUCCUCUCCCCUGUGGAAGUCCUGGAAGAAAACAUCCCGGGCAGGAAAGUGUGUAUUUUUGGCGACUGCAGCGCGACGCUGGGCGACAGUGUUGUGAGGCUUUGCAGCCGGGCCGAUGUCCUGGUCCACGAGGCCACGCUGGGCAACGACCAGAGGGAGAAGGCGGUCGAGCACGGACACAGCACGCCGGAGAUGGCGGCGGCGGUGGCUCGAGCCUGCGGCGCGCGGCGGCUGGUCUUGUACCACUUCAGUCAGAGGUUCAAGCCCGGCUCCCAGGUGAAGGAAGGCCACGAGGACGACGUGACAGAGCUGAAGAGACAAGCGGAAGACGCUCUGCAGGACAGCAGCGUGGACGUGGUGCUCGCCGAGGACUUUCUGACUCUCACAGUCCCGCUGAAGAGGUCGAAUGAAGGUCGCAGACAAGAAUGAACUUUUUCCAGAGCUUUAUUUCUGGAUCUGUACACAAGGUAUUAAAGUACAACAGAAAAUACAAAAUAAUGUUUAACCAAAAAAAGGAAAAACUAAAAACAAAAUGAAUGUUUAUGUACAAUUCUUAUAAACAAUAAAGAUAGCUUCUGGAACAUUUCUCAUAGUGACGCUUUGAUUGUCUAUAUAUCUGGAUAUACACUUUAACUUUUGUAAGGUCUGUUUUUAUUCACAGAGGUUUCCUUUGAACUCCGAAAAACCGCUUCUCCUCUUUUAAACUUCA